AUGGCUAUUCUCGACAUCACCAAAGACCUGCCCACACUCUUUAAACGACAGGUGCAGACAACCCCAGACGCCAUUGCCCUGGAGGAUGAGACCACGACAUAUACAUAUACCCAGCUAGACCAAGAAGUUGAGGUUCUUUCCAAUCGUUUACGAACCUAUGGAGUGAGCCGUGACACCCUCGUUGGUGUGCUCCUGCCUCGCAGCGCACAUUACGUGAUUGCCUGUCUCGCAGCUCUCCGUGCGGGUGGUGCCUUCCUUGUUCUGGAAUUGGCUUACCCCGCGGAUCUCUUGGCGGAUGUCAUCGAGGACGCUAACCCCGCGGUGAUACUCACUCACAAGUCGGAGACCGAAAAGAUCAAAGCCCCCAUUCCAGUGAUCGCCCUGGAUGCGCCGGUUGCUGAAACCAAUGGAUACGCCAAGGAACCAACUCCACUGCCGGCAGAUGAUGAUUUGGACCGCUUGGCGUUUGUGUCCUAUUCGUCAGGAACCACUGGCAAACCGAAGGGAAUUGCCAACCCACAUCGUGCCCCGGUACUGUCGUACGAUUUGAGAUUCGCCGUGCAGGAUGUACAACCGGGUGAUCGGGUGGCUUGCAAUGUCUUUUUCAUCUGGGAGAUGCUGCGGCCGCUACUGCGUGGAGCUACGGUCGUGGUUGUGCCCGAUGAAUCGAGUUAUGACCCCGCGGCUCUCGUUGAUCUGCUCGCGACCAAGAAGAUCACUGAGACGCUCAUGACCCCUACUCUGCUAGCAACUGUUCUUUCCCGCUACCCCCGCUUCGGUACUCGCGUGCCUGAUUUGCGCAUCGUGUGGCUGAACGGCGAGGUUGUGACUACCGAUCUUGCCCGCAAGGCUAUCAAAAUCCUCCCAAAUACUCGUUUGCUCAAUUGCUAUAGUGCGUGUGAAACGCAUGAAAUUGCUUGCGGAGAUAUCCGCGAGAUAGUAGAUGACAGUUCUAUCUAUUGUCCAGUCGGUCCGUCGCUCGACCCCAAACAUACCUACGUUCUGAACGAGGACGGUCAGCAGGUAGAGGAGGGAAAUUCGGGAGAGCUCUUUAUCGGAGGUCCUCUGCUGGCACGGGAAUAUAUCAAUCUUCCAGAGGCUACUGCCAAAGCUUUCGUUUCGGACCCCUUUGAUUCCACCCCGAUCACCGGCCGAGUUGGCGCAAUGAUCAAGCUGCGUGGGUACUCCGUUGUGCCCGCGAAGGUCGAAAGUGACAUCUGCCAAUACUUGGCGGUUGAGCAGUGCGUUGUUACUGCGUAUGGCGAGGGUCUCGAACGACAACUCGUUGCCUAUGUUGUUGCCGACAAGGAGGCCUCGUCUGAUCGUCCGCAGGUCGUGAUAAAUGAGUCGGGCCACAGUCCCUCCGCUCGUCGUGCCCUCGAAACCCACCUGGCGCAAUACAUGAUCCCAGCUCUCUGGGUUGCACUGGACCAGUUGCCUACUAAUGGGGUCUCCGGAAAAGUCGAUAUGAAGAGCCUUCCUUCACCUCGCAGCUCCAGCCCGAAUGGCAGUGAGCAGAGCGCGGGGAAGGACCCGAUUGGUCUCAAUGACAUUGCGACGAUCUGGGAGGCUGUACUGAAGGUUUCCAAGAACUUGAUCAAGCCUGAAGACAACUUCUUCGAUUUGGGCGGACAUUCCUUGUCCCUGGCAGAUCUGUCCGCAAAACUUUCGAGACGUUUCGGCUUCCGUGUUCCCAUUCCUCGUCUCGCUGAAAAUACCACCCUUUCCGGCCACCUGGAGACUGUGCGUGCUGUCAGAGAUGGCCACACUGCAGAGGUGCAAGCAAACCUGCCUGCAGUCUUGCUUUCUGACGCUACGCUGGAUGAGGAUAUCAAGUCCACAAACACUGCGUUCACGUCAAUCACCUCGGCUGACACGGUACUGCUGACAGGUGUAACUGGUUUUUUGGGAGCUUUCCUGCUGAACGAUUUGAUUGAGAAUACCACAGCUAAGAUUAUCUGUCUUGUGCGUUUCAGCGACCCUGAGCAGGAUGAUCAAGCUGGAGGUGUGGCUAGAAUCCGUAGGAAUCUCCUGGACAUGGGGCUCUGGCGCGAUUCAAUUCUGGACCGUAUUGAGGUCCUCCCAGGAAAUUUGUCCCGCCCUCGACUGGGCUUGAGCCCAGAUGAAUUUGAAGACAUCGCAGCCCGAGUUCAAGUCAUUGUGCAUGCCGCAGCUACGGUCAACCUUGUCUACCCCUACGCUGCACUCCGUGGAGCAAAUGUUGGCGGAACAAGAGAGAUUCUUCGCCUGGCCGCCAAGGGCGGCGCGACCGUGCAGUACGUAUCUACCAACGGUGUCUUGCCACCAUCAGGCGAGAAUGGUUGGUCUGAAAAUACACUGCUGGAUGUGGAAGAUGUUCCCAAGAAACUGCUCGACGGUUAUGGUCAGACGAAGUGGGUUGCAGAGCAGCUCGUUCUCAAGGCCGGGCACCGCGGAUUGCCCGUCAAGAUUCACCGAUGUGGCACCAUCAGUGGUCACAGUGAAACGGGCUCCGCGAAUGCCUGGGAUCUGCUGACUGCAUUGAUCGUGGAAUCCAUCCAGCUUGGAUAUGCCCCAGACGUGGAAGGAUGGCGUGCCGAGAUGACUCCUGUGAACUUUGUCAGCAAAGCCAUUGUUCACCUUGCCACCCAGACACAGACAGACCAAACCCUGUUCCAUCUCGGUGAUCCUAAGCCAGUUGAUACUCGAUCAGUCUUCGAGGAUCUCAAAGAGCUUGGAUAUGAGACAAAACCUCUCCCGUGGGAUGAGUGGGUGGCCCUGUGGUUCGAGAAGAGAGGCGCGGCCAAGGGUGGUGAUGGGUCAUUUACCGUCGACAUUCUCCGCAGUGGUAUGCCGACCGUUGACUUCCUUCGAGAUAUCGUGGUACUCGAUAAUGCUUUGACCAGGCCUUUCAGGGCCGAGGUCGAGCGCCCCAAGGUUGACAGCCUAUUGCUGGAGACUUACACCCGCCACUGGUUUGCUCGAGGAUGGCUGCCCCGGGGCCCUUCACGUCAGCAUGCUUUCAACCGACCUACUGAGGUCACAGCCAAGGGUCCACUGAGCGGCCAAGUUGCCGUUGUGACUGGUGCAUCUUCAGGCAUUGGUGCUGCGGUGGCAGUCGCUCUAGCCAAGCAGGGCUGUGCUUUGGCUCUUGCUGCUCGACGAUUGGAUGCCCUGGAGAGCACCAAGCGCAAGGUGGAAGCUUACGGCGUCAAGUGUAUUCUCCGGUCAACGGAUGUCACAGACAAGGCUCAGGUUGAAGUUCUUGUCAAAGCGGCAAGCGAGGAGCUCGGUCCCGUGGACAUUUUGGUCGCAUGCGCUGGUGUCAUGUACUUCACAAUGAUGGCCAAUACACAGAUGGACGAGUGGGAGCGCACAGUCGACGUCAACUGCAAGGGUCUUUUGUAUGCUCUCUCCUCGACAGUCCCAGGCAUGCUUUCGCGUGGCCGUGGCCAUGUCGUCGCCAUAUCCUCCGACGCUGGACGCAAGGUCUUCCCUGGCUUGGGUGUGUACUCAGCCAGUAAGUUCUUCGUCGAAGCCACGCUCCAAGCUCUACGCCUCGAAACUGCCGGCACCGGUUUGCGCGUGACGAGCAUUCAGCCCGGCAACACCUCCACUGAUUUGCUUGGUAUGUCCACGGAUGCCGAAGCCGUCAAGAAAUUCGGAGAACCAUCUGGCGCGAAGAUCCUCGAUCCCUCAGAUGUUGCCAAUUCCAUUGUUUACGCCUUGACUCAGCCCGAGCAUGUCUCUGUCAAUGAGAUCUUGGUUGAGCCCCGUGACGAGCCGAUUUAA
Molecule: messenger RNA, 3771 nt
Organism: Penicillium bovifimosum
Lineage: Eukaryota; Fungi; Ascomycota; Eurotiomycetes; Eurotiales; Aspergillaceae
Exons: 2
Coding region: 1-3771 (1256 amino acids)
Source: RefSeq, a predicted model, not a curated record